UUCUGUUUAAUCAUUUUGUAAUGCAUUAAUGGACAGGCACCACACUAAACCAUCAUAACCCAGUACAUUAUGGGAUAUAUAUACCCAGGAUAUCCUGUUGCCAAUAUGUUGUUCAGGGUUUAUGGAUCUAUUAGCACGGUACAGGCCAUCACUUUCUUGCACGACUUCAAGCUCGGUCACUAUAUGAAAAUCCCUCCCACAACGAUGUUCAUGGCACAGAUUUUUGGAACUCUCAUAGCUACCAUUGUCUACUUGGGAACUGCAUGGUGGCUGAUGGAAACCAUUCCUGACUUAUGUGAGGAUCCAUCAUCCAUAUGGACAUGUCCCACUGACACUGUGUUUUAUAAUGGAUCGGUCAUAUGGGGUUUGAUGGGUCCUCGAAGGAUCUUCGGGGACUCGGGGACUUAUUCCGCCAUCAAUUGGUUCUUCUUAAUGGGAGCUAUAGCUCCGGUCCUCGUAUGGGUAGCCUCCAAGGCAUUCCCAAAACAAGAUUGGAUUAGACUUGUUAACAUGCCGGUGCUGAUUGCAACCAUAGCAGCAAUGCCUCCGGCCACUGCGGUUAACAUAUCCACUUGGAUCAUUGUGGGAUUCCUGUCAGGAUUUGUGGUUUAUAGGUAUUGGCCGGAUUGGUGGGGCGACAUAAUUAUGUACUUUCUGGUGCUCUUGAUGCUGGCCUUGCCUUCAUGGCGGUGCUAUUGUAUUUUGGUUUGGGCUUAGAAGGUGUUGGUCUCCAUUGGUGGGGAAAUGAGCUUGAUGGGUGUCCCUUAGCUUCUCGUCCCACUGCCAAAGGGGCUGCAGUUGAAGGUUGCCCUGUUCACCAUUGAAGAUAUGUAUAUUGGAUCAGAAAUAUGGUAGUUUUGACGGUUUGUAUAUAUACAUACAUACAGACAACAUAUAUAUACUUUUUCCUUUUUGUAUUAAUUGCGAGAAUAUUCAAAACAUUGGCGAUGGACCAAAUUAAUAUUAAUCAAUUUUUGUGUAAACUCAAGAAAAAUGUAUGCCUUACAAAUCGAAAAACAUUAAUGACAGAACUUUUGGCUUCGAAAGAGUAUUACUUGUAAAU
This is a messenger RNA of Ziziphus jujuba (common jujube), 1063 nucleotides long. Its product is annotated as oligopeptide transporter 7-like. Gene Ontology annotation, molecular function: oligopeptide transmembrane transporter activity. NCBI's taxonomy places the organism in Eukaryota, Viridiplantae, Streptophyta, Magnoliopsida, Rosales, Rhamnaceae. Gene Ontology annotation, biological process: transmembrane transport. The transcript is spliced from 2 exons. The coding region runs from base 70 to 717 and encodes 215 amino acids. The record is from RefSeq and is a predicted model, not a curated record.